Molecule: messenger RNA, 957 nt
Organism: Arctia plantaginis
Lineage: Eukaryota; Metazoa; Arthropoda; Insecta; Lepidoptera; Erebidae
Source: the annotation of a GenBank genome assembly
AUGAGCAAUACACUAGUGAGGGAUGUUGCCGAGCCUGUUCCUAUUAUUCAGGACUCUGUGUUAUCAAGGUACUUCGUGGCUGUUUUGUCAGCCUGCGUGGCUGAAACUGUAACAUAUCCACUUGACCUAGCAAAGACAAGACUACAAUUACAAAAUGAAGUUGCUGCCGUCAAAAGUGGAUUACAUAUGGAAUACCGGGGCCUUAUCUCAACAGCUAUAAAUAUUUCAACAAAAGAAGGCGUACUUAAGUUAUGGUCCGGUCUACUGCCCAUGUUCCACCGCCAUAUGUUGUACUCCGGGUGUCGUCUCGUAUUCUACGAGCAAAUCCGGAACCUGUUAUUGGACGAAAACGGGAGAUUGUCUCUCGGAUUUUCAAUAAUAUGUGGCGCGACUUGUGGUGCCAUGGCGCAGAUUAUUGCGUCUCCCGCUGAUCUCGUAAAAGUGCAGAUGCAAGCAGAAGGCCACCGAAUACAACAGAGCAAGCCACCGCGAUUUAGUGGCUGUAAACAAGCAUAUACAAUGAUUUACAACAAAAGUGGCAUUAUGGGUUUUUGGCGAGGAUCGAUCCCAAAUGCGCAGCGUGCAGCAUUGGUCAAUAUUGGUGAUCUAGCGGCUUACGAUUAUAGCAAGCACUAUCUAAAACGACAGUUUGCUAUGAAGGACGGUAUACUCCUCCACACACUGUCAGCCUUUAUAGCCGGUCUAGUUGGUGCUGUAUUGUGCACACCAGCAGAUUUAAUUAAGACUCGCUUAAUGAAUCAAUCAAUGGGACCAGAUGGAAAAGGCACGCUCUACAAAAAUUCAGUGGAUUGUUUGAUACAAUCCGUUACCAACGAAGGCUUCUUUGUUUUAUACAAAGGAUUUGUGCCAUUAUGGUUUAGAAUAGGACCUUGGAUGGUAUUAAACUGGAUUGCAUUUGAAUAUAUAAUGAACUCCAUAGGUGGAAAGCCGUUUUAG